GUUUUUCUUCCAUUUCCGGUGCCCACGAGAAUGCAUCUCUCGUGGCAAAUACCCACCGCCACCUUCCACCCUCUAUCAUCAUCUACAAAAUCCAGCAAUUCGAUUUGCUCCGUUUCUACCACUUUCUGUUGUCUUUCAAAUAGAGGAGAAAAGGUUUAUUCCACAAAUAAUAGGUAUGGUGGAGGUGGGGUUCAUGUGCCAAGACCUAAGUACAUCGCGAUCUCGAAAUCAGAGCUCUUGGAUGCCAUUGUCUUGAUGUUUGAUUCAAGAAAAGAGAAAGAUGAUUUUCUUUUGAUGUCAUCGUGCCUGGACUCUAUUUUACAUGCCGAACAUAAAAGCAUUUUAGAGGAAAUGCGUGCCGAUUAUGAUCUUACUCAUUCUGCUCGUCACAAGACUACAAGUCGCGAUGAUGGUAGUUCUGAAGGAAACUCAAUGCCUGAUGGGAAGGAUUCAGUCAUCGAUUUCUCAGACCUUUUGGGAUAUUCAACAAAAAAUACGAAGAUAAAUUCUGUAGAAAUUUCCAGAGUUCCAGUUGACACCCGUUUCCAGCAUGCUUUUAUGCAACUACUUUACAAUGCUCAAUUUGAAGAGCUGUCAGCUGCUGACUUGAUGUUGACAUCGGCAUUGAAUACUGAUUAUCUACUCACUCUCCCAGUUUAUGUUGAUUGGAAGAAAACAUCAGAGUCGAAGGCUAUAAUUUUCAGGAGGGGAUAUGCAACAGAGAGGCAGAAGGGUCUACUAAUAGUUGAAAAACUAGAUUACUUGCAGUCCAAACUUCUGCAAGCACUCUUCUUCAGUAUCUCUAAACCAUUAGGGAAAGUCGGGAUGUGGUUUGCUGAGGCAUUAGAAAGCAGCAUCCGUGGACAAGAUGUGGAGGUUUGGUUGAAAAGGAUCAAACAUUGGUUCAAGGAGGCUCCUCUUUUCAAUAAAUCAUUCAUGCUUGAUAAACCUUUGCCUGAUGAUAUGUUAGGAGCUGAUCAACUCUCAGAUAAAGACCUUCCCAUAUGGCUUGCUGCACAGAGGGCAGUAGCUCGUUAUGAAGGAAUUUUGUCAUCAGCUGGACCCCGUGGCAGGCUCUUGAGGAAAUUGCUUACAUGGACAGGACUUAUACCCCCCGUCCCUGAACAUAUAUUUAACCUGGACUCAGAUAUCACUGCAUCAGAAUCAUAUUUGAGGCCAAUUUUCUUGUCGAGAAUAUCACUUAGUGAUAUAUGGGAGCCGGCUUCAAGAAGAUUGUGUGGAAAUAAUCCUUGGAAAAUGUUGAAGAGCGCAUUUUCAAUUUUUUCGUCACGAUCAAUCCUUCAGGAACCCGCAUUCCAAGAAUUGAUUUUGCUUUACACAAAAGAAAUCGAGGAAAAAGAACGCAUAGAUCAAGCUCCUCUGUUGCAGUUGAAGAUCUAUGAGAGGAUUCCUAUUCCUGAUUUGACGGUUAUUUUCCCUCACAAGAAGCUGUCUUUUCGCAUUUUGGAUACGGUACGCUUGGAUAUCGCCUCGAUCUUGGGGAUCUUGGCCUACUUCAUAAACUACAAAUUUGAGAAUAUAUUGUCCUCACCAUCAGCAAUACUUCUAGAUGUUAUUGCAGCAAGUGCUCUUGUAAUAUACUUGUCUCGUAUAAUUUUGGGAUACAAACAGACGUGGGAUAGGUAUCAACUUUUGGUUAAUAGAACGCUCUAUGAGAAGACUCUAGCCAGCGGUUUUGGAUCCGUUCACUUUCUUUUGGAUGCUUCUGAACAGCAGCAAUACAAGGAAGCUAUUUUGGCUUAUGCCAUUUUACUCAAAGCUGGGAGUACCCAGAUGUUAAAAACAUGCAGGUUCCACUCACCUCUGGAUGCAUCGAGUCCCACAACCAUGACAUAAUCAGUGAAUCUUGAGUAUCCCACUCUCCAUAUUUGGGAUCUUCUCUUUUUAUGCAUGUUCAAGAAGAUGAUGAAGUUUGCCUUUUCCUUUGAGUUUUCUGCGAACUACCUGGACCAGAUCAUGUAGUUCCUUCCGUUGUCAAUAAGCAGCUUGAAUAUUCCCGAGUUCAUUCGAAUGUGCUCCAACAACAGCUUCUGUCGGUCUGGUAACAUUCGAGGAUUCAGAUGAUGUCAGCAUGGAUAGGUUUGGUUGCUUUCGAGGGAAAACAGACAAUAGGACUAAAAACUUUGACAAAAUAGUUUCAGCAAUAAAACUGAAGAAAAGAACAGGGUAAAAUCCGAGCUCUGGUACCAUAUAGAUUUAGAGAAAAUAUGUUGUGUAUAUUUUAUUGAUGAUGAACAGGUUUAUAUACAGACUAGAAGGCCUAAAUUACAUUUCCUAACUAAAAGGAUUUACAAACCAAGAAAAUAAAAAAGAUCGGCCAUAAUCAAAUCCCUUGAAAUGAGAGAUUAUGAUUCUGUAUCAGAUGGUAAGUUUCUGCCAUCAGCUUUGUUCUCUAUUUUGCUCAAACAUAUUCUGUAUAUUGUUUUCUAUUAGAGAAAAGAGAAUUUCCUAAAACUUGAUGGGUGUGGUGAGAGAUGAUUUUUUUUCCAUUCUCACUGAUGAGAUUAAACUAUUAUUAUUUUAUAUAAUAUUUUGAAGAGUGCAUUGGGAUUAUAAACUAUAGAAUAAUCUAAUAAUGUGAUUAAUAUUGGAAUCUCUAAAAUAGAGAAUCUAUUGGAGUUGAAUGUAAUUCUGUUUAGAGAUUUUGACUUUUGGUUCUUUGUUUUAGAGAAAUUAUGGAGAUGCUCUAACCAACCAACUAUGCUUAUUAUAAUUUUGACUUUUAGUGAAUGAAGUAUAGACGUUAUGGGAUGCUGUCCAAAUGU
This is a messenger RNA of Cynara cardunculus var. scolymus (artichoke), 2786 nucleotides long. RefSeq lists its product as uncharacterized. Lineage: Eukaryota; Viridiplantae; Streptophyta; Magnoliopsida; Asterales; Asteraceae. Bases 31 to 1857 code for a protein of 608 amino acids. The record is from RefSeq and is a predicted model, not a curated record. The transcript is spliced from 13 exons.